This is a messenger RNA of Drosophila hydei, 571 nucleotides long. Its product is annotated as histidine-rich glycoprotein-like. The transcript is spliced from 2 exons. The record is from RefSeq and is a predicted model, not a curated record. Lineage: Eukaryota; Metazoa; Arthropoda; Insecta; Diptera; Drosophilidae. Bases 82 to 477 code for a protein of 131 amino acids.
GAAAGCAGUCGACACUCGAACGUCUGCGUGUGCACAUAUCGAACGUGAAUUGUGUGGAGCUGAAAUAAUAUUGGAGAUAUCAUGCUGAAGUCGAUUUUUAUUGUUGCCACAAUGUUGUUGGCCCUUUCGCUGGCUAUUCACCCAGCAGAGGACGACCAAAAGACACAGAGGCGUCUGGUUGUGGCAUCACAAGCUGCUCAUCUGCCGGAGCACCACCAGAAGCAUCAUGCGGGGGCGCCAGCUGAGCCGCACAAGCGUCAUCAUCACCUCGAGUCCAAAGAAAAGGAGCAUGUGAAUCAUGGACGCGUGCAUGUGCCAAUUGCUCCACAUCAUUCCAAGGCUAAUCGUCACGGCAGACGCCACAAGCUGCCCAAGAAUGGGAAAGCCAGCAAGAACAAUCACUCACAGCAUCCGCACCAGAAGUCGGCGCAUCACAAGAAGCAAUUGCAUAAGGGACAUGCGCGCAGGCAUCCUUAGAAGCUUUAUAUAAAUGUGUAUGCGAGGGCUGUAAGAAAAGCUUGGUGAAUUUAAAGUAAAUAAAUGAGGAGAGAGAAUCGAAGCAAACAGAAAG